Pistacia vera is the source of this 1176-nucleotide messenger RNA. Its product is annotated as zinc finger BED domain-containing protein RICESLEEPER 2-like. Bases 1 to 1176 code for a protein of 391 amino acids. The transcript has 2 exons. NCBI's taxonomy places the organism in Eukaryota, Viridiplantae, Streptophyta, Magnoliopsida, Sapindales, Anacardiaceae. Gene Ontology annotation, molecular function: DNA binding. The record is from RefSeq and is a predicted model, not a curated record.
AUGAUUGCUUUGACUACCGAUAUAUUGACUUCAAUUCAGAAUAUUAGCUACUUAUGUCUCAUUGGUCACUACAUUGAUGAAAAUUGGGUUAUACAUAAAAGAAUUCUCAGUUUUGUGCCUAUUAGUAGUCACAAGGGAAGGGAGAUAAGCAAAGUGGUUGAGAAAUGCAUUUUUUAUUGGGGUAUUGAAGAUAAAGUGUCUACUAUAACGGUGGAUAAUGCUAGCGCUAAUGACAUGGCAAUCGCUUACUUGAGGGGCAAAUUAGCACUACUUCUGGAUGGUGAGUUCUUCCAUAUGAGAUGUACUGCUCAUAUUAUGAAUUUGAUCAUGAAGGAUGGUCUUAGUGAGACAAAAGAUUGUAUUAGCCAAAUUCGUAAUUCAGUUAAGUAUGUGAAGAGUUCCCCUGCUAGAGCCGAAACGUUUCAGAGAUGUGUGAAAGAAGAAAAGAUUGCUUAUAAAGGUGGUGUGUGUCUUGAUGUUGCUACUAGAUGGAAUUCCACCUAUUUGAUGUUAGAUGUUGCAGUAAAAUUCAAGAAAGUUUUUCAAAGGUUGGAAGAUGAGGAUCCCAACUACAUUGCGGAUUCUACAAAAAAAAUGUCAAGGUCAAACUAUGUGACUUCUAACACUUACUUUCAAGAGACAAUUGGUAUUGUGCUUUGUUUGAAUGACUGGGAGAAAGAGACAAAUCCAAUACUUAACAACAUGUCAAAGAAAAUGAAAGAGAAGUUUGAUAAGUAUUAUGGAAGUGUUGAUAGAUCGAACAUGAUGGUAUUAAUUACGGCGGUUUUAGAUCCUUGGUUUAAAAUGAAAUAUGUGGAAUGGGGGUACAAAAAGAUUUAUGGCAAUGAUUUGCAAAAGGUUGGGUUGAUGUCUAGAAAGUUGAGAGAUUUGUUACAACGAUUGUAUGAUUUUUAUAUGGAGGUUGUAUCAAGUUUCCAAGAAAGUCAAACUUAUUGUUCUUCCCAAAUUAUCGGAAUUGGCCAGUCUUCAGUUACUAGUGUGAGUUGUGAUGAGACUGCGUACAACCCCUCCUUAGACGAGUAUGAGGAGGAGAUGGAGGUAGAGGUUCAUGAUAUGACCAAAUCAGAGUUAGACAUUUACCUCGAGGAGAAAUGUCUACCCGUGAAGUCCAACUUGAACAUACUAGAUUGGUGGAAAGUAAAUGCUGCAACGUAA